GAGGUUUUCGGAAGUACAGCCGUCUUUAGUAGCCUCUCGUCGGUGCUUUCAAUAGGUAACUAUUGCGCAGUAGGUAAUAGGUUUCCUACUUUUACGUGCUGGAUUGUUUAUUUUACAUUGAAUUGUAGCUACGUUCACACAAUACUGUACUUAUAGAUUGUUAUAGAUACAGGCGAGAAGCUCAACAGGUCCAUGAAGACGGACGUGUAUACAUGAAUACAAGAUAUUUAUCGCCAAAACAUUCGGUAUGAUUGUACCAAUAAAAAGGGAUGGUAAAAUUGAAGAGUGGGCAAUUGUUGAAUUACAAGGUGAUUUGAUAUUUCAUUCUCCAGGCGUUACAAAUCAACAUAUUGGAGAUUUACAUCUUUCUAAAUCUGGUACACCUAUACUUAUAAUUGGUAUGCAUGUGUUACAUGGAAAAGAAAUGCCAUUUCCAAAACCAUACGCAGUGUUAGUGAGAAAAAACAGUGAGAAAGAUAACGCUGAACACGCAUCUGAAAUAAAAACUGAAUACAUUGUAAAAGCUAUUGUAAAGAAAAGAUUAAUUUUUAAUACAAGGCCAAAAGCUAUCAUAAAGCCUGUUCCGAAACGUACUUAAAUUUAUACGUGUUAUUAUGUUUCGCACAGGAAUUCUAUUUCGCUAAUACCUUCAAUCCAACUUGAAAUAUUUUUAUCCAAAUAAUUUCGUGUAAUGUAUAGUGUUAACAAAUAAAUAAAUAAAUAAAUCUAUAUUGUUUCA
Osmia bicornis bicornis is the source of this 739-nucleotide messenger RNA. RefSeq names its product chromosome transmission fidelity protein 8 homolog. NCBI's taxonomy places the organism in Eukaryota, Metazoa, Arthropoda, Insecta, Hymenoptera, Megachilidae. The transcript has 2 exons. Gene Ontology annotation, cellular component: Ctf18 RFC-like complex. Gene Ontology annotation, biological process: mitotic sister chromatid cohesion. The record is from RefSeq and is a predicted model, not a curated record. Bases 248 to 598 code for a protein of 116 amino acids.